AUGUUCAAGUGCGCGACUCGCUGCCUUCUGGACACCAAGACGGUGCCGCUGAAGCCGCAGCGCCCCUUCAAGCUGCACACGGCUGGCCGCACCGACAUGGCACCCCUGCCGACGCAGGCGGUAUACGACGCAGAGCAGCUGAAGCAGAGCCUUGCCCUGAUGUUCCGCAUCCGCCGCAUGGAGUCUCUGUGCGAUCAGUCCUACAAGCUAAAGAAGAUUCGCGGCUUCUGCCACCUCUACAUCGGGCAGGAGGCCAUCCCGGCUGGCAUGGAGAACGUUCUGACCUUCGAGGACCCCAUUAUCACUGGCUACCGUGAUCACGGCUGGUACAUUUCUCGCGGUGGCAAGCCCGAGGAUGUCUUCGCUGAAAUGUUCGGUCGUCAGGGCGGCUGCAGCAAGGGCAAGGGUGGCUCGAUGCACAUGUACAGGGUGGAUAACGGCUUCUACGGCGGUAAUGGUAUCGUCGGUGCGCAGGUCUCCAUCGGCGCUGGCCUUGCCUGGCGCUUCGCGAUGGAGAACCGCGACAGCCCGAAGCACGUCGCGGUCACCUUCUACGGCGACGGUGCUGCCAACCAGGGCCAGAUCUACGAGUCCAUGAACAUUGCCGCUCUGCAGCGCCUCCCCGUCAUCUUCGCCGUGGAGAACAACCACUUCGGUAUGGGCACUAGCGCCGCUCGCGGCUCCUAUCAGGCGGAGUUUUACCGCCGUGGUGACUACAUCCCUGGUAUCAAGGUCGAUGGCAUGGACGUGCUCGCGGUGCAGGAGGGCACCCGCUACGCACGCGACUACUGCAUGUCGGGCAAAGGCCCGAUUGUGAUGGAGCUGGACUGCUACCGCUACAUGGGCCAUAGCAUGUCAGACCCCGACAACCAGUACCGCACCAAGAGCGACAUCCAGCACGUGAAGCAGGAGCGUGACUGCAUUCGCAAGAUGCGCGAGUUCAUGGCAACGGAGGGCAUCAUGACCGAGGACGAGAUGAGCAAGAUGGAGAAAGACGUAAAGAAGGAGGUGGACCAGGACCUGCAGAAGGCCCAGAAACAGCCUAUGACAAAGCUGGAUGAGCUCUUCACGGACAUCUACGUGGGUGAGCAGUACGAGCACCGCACUUGCCAGGGCACUGUGUACCACAAGCCCUAA
Messenger RNA from Leishmania major strain Friedlin, 1137 nucleotides. Its product is annotated as putative pyruvate dehydrogenase E1 component alpha subunit. The coding region runs from base 1 to 1137 and encodes 378 amino acids. The transcript has a single exon. Gene Ontology annotation, molecular function: oxidoreductase activity, acting on the aldehyde or oxo group of donors, disulfide as acceptor. NCBI's taxonomy places the organism in Eukaryota, Euglenozoa, Kinetoplastea, Trypanosomatida, Trypanosomatidae. The record is from RefSeq and is a predicted model, not a curated record.